UUAAAGGGACUGGAAUGACUCAUCGCCUUUCAUCGAGGGCUGUUUAAGCUGCUUAGCCAGCUUAAUGCAAACAUUGCUCCUGCCUUCUCUCUUCAGGGAUUUUUUUUUAAAUUUUUUUUUGUCUUCAGGAGAUUUUAGAAUGUUGUUAGAAAGAAUAAAAAAGAUCAAAAGCAUUGAAAAAGCUCAAAUUUUUACCAAAAAAUACCCAUGUGGAAGCUAAAUCAUUUCUUAUCAGGUGAUGAUGAGGAGAGAGAAGAGAGUUUCUUGGAAGAAGAAUCAGAUGGCCUUUGUUCACUUUCUCCUACGCAGAGAAUGUAUGCAUUUGCUGCUUCUUUGGUCGCUGGUUUGGCUCUUAUGUUUCUGUCCUUGAUUGUGUUUGCGAAGCCCAUUAAAUAUGCGUUAUUGUUCACCUUUGGCAAUGUGUUGGCAGUUGGAAGCACAGCCUUCCUCAUUGGACCUGGGCGACAACUAGGCAUGAUGUUUGACCCUGUCCGAAUUUAUGCAACAGCUAUAUACAUCGGAUGCGUUGUUCUGGCUCUCAUUUGUGCACUCUUGAUCCAUAGCAAGAUUUUAACAGUGUUUGCCAUCAUAUUCGAGAUUUGUGCCCUUAUCUGGUACAGCCUGAGCUCUAUUCCUUUCGCUCGGAGAAUGGUGUCUAAUUUGAUGAUCCGAUUAUGCGACACUGAGUUAUAGCUAGUGCAAAGUCAAGGAGAGUGAUAAACCGAGAGAUUCUUGAAGCCUUGGCUGACGGCAGUUUUCUUGUUUUUUCAUCUAUGUGUUGGUUCUCAAGGAUUUUUUGUCAAUAUUUUUAAGAAAAUUAUAUACAUCCUAGACCUAGUAAAGAGUAAAGACUGAAAA
This is a messenger RNA of Populus trichocarpa (black cottonwood), 858 nucleotides long. RefSeq lists its product as uncharacterized. Lineage: Eukaryota; Viridiplantae; Streptophyta; Magnoliopsida; Malpighiales; Salicaceae. The transcript has 6 exons. Gene Ontology annotation, biological process: vesicle-mediated transport. Bases 208 to 693 code for a protein of 161 amino acids. The record is from RefSeq and is a predicted model, not a curated record. Gene Ontology annotation, cellular component: membrane.